Messenger RNA from Stylophora pistillata, 2879 nucleotides. RefSeq names its product melatonin receptor type 1A-like. Gene Ontology annotation, biological process: G protein-coupled receptor signaling pathway. NCBI's taxonomy places the organism in Eukaryota, Metazoa, Cnidaria, Anthozoa, Scleractinia, Pocilloporidae. The record is from RefSeq and is a predicted model, not a curated record. Gene Ontology annotation, molecular function: G protein-coupled receptor activity. Gene Ontology annotation, cellular component: membrane.
UCCACAUGUUUCAUCAAUAUCUUGGUAUGGAGUCAGUGGUAUAAAUCGUUUCGGAUGCAGGCACUCGAUAAUUUGUUCUAGCGGUUAAUCAAACAGCUCUUUUUUUUUCUUCCGAUGUCAGCGAAGUUCCAAUCAGUCCAUUUGUGAUUACUGACAAAUUCUGACGUACAAAAAGAUUAAAAUUUUCAAUUUUCAAUUUAACCUGAUAGUUAGAGAUAAGAAAAGCAAUUUAGGGAUAAGACUUAAGAUUUUUCCAAGUUGAUUUAUACGAUGAAAUCUCUAAAAAAGCAAUUUUGUUCUCUACCCAGGGAAAUACGAUAUUACAUCGUUCUGAUUGCGAUAUUGAAGGAAAAAAUAGAAAGGAAGGAAGGCCUUAAUUAAAAGACACGAUAAACAAAAAAGACAGAAACAAAGGAAUGAAGUUUAAGAAUGAAACAGUAUCUUCUUCUUUAUCUUCUUCUUUUUUCUCUCUUAAAGAAGAACAGAUUUCAAUUGGAUUCAACGCCAUGUCGAACGGCCAAGACCGCCUUGCGCUAAGCGUAGCGCGAAGAGAUAAUGUCUUCGUUGUGGUGGAAGCAACAAUACUGAUUUUGGUGGACAUAACAGCUCUGAUCGGAAACAUUCUGGUUUUUGCUGUAGCCUAUAGAAAACGCCGUCGUCUUACCAUCACAGACGUGUUAAUCGUCGCACUUUCCCUGACGGAUCUACUGGUAGCAAUCUCAGUGAUGCCACUGUCAGCAGGAGCGAUCAUCACCGGGGUUUGGCUUUACCACCGAUCUGUUUGCCUUUUCCAAGGAUUCUGCGUUAUAACGUUUGCCACUGCUUCACUUAAUACUCUCUCUGUCAUUGCGAUUAACAGAUAUUUCUGCGUCGUGAAGCCUAACGACUAUCGAACCGUGUUCUCCAUGAAAAGAACACUCGGCUACUUGGUGAUCGUGUGGCUGCUGGCGUGCCUUUUUUCAGUUUCUACUCUGCUGUUUGGUAGCGAAGACUACGCAUUCCAACCCGGAAAAGUUCUUUGUGUGUAUCCCUUCGAAAUAAACAUCGCUUAUACCGUUUGUCUCGAUGUUAUGUUCAUCGGUGUGCCAACAGCAACCAUUGUCCUCUGUUAUUGGUACGUUUUUAAGACGGUACGAGAGCAAAGCCGAAUUAUGACGGCAAAUGGCCAAAAUUCCGCGACCAGAGUCAACGUACGCGACACCAAUAUCACUAAAACUCUAGUAGCGGUUGUCGUCGGAUUUGCAUUAUGCUGGCUUCCCGUUUUAGUGAUGGACACCACAGACGUGGUGACAGGCACUCUUACUUUGCCGCGUCAAAUGUACUUGUUCUACACAAUCAUGGUUUUCUUGUCUUCUACGAUCAACCCCUUUAUUUACGCGGUUGUAAACAAACGAUUCAAGAGGGAGUUUUUGAAGAUUUUCCGACUCAUUCUUAACUUUCGUGAACAAGUUCACAUGCCAUCCGCGAGAUCUUCUUCCCAGCAAUAAGCAGGUUUACGAAACAACAGAAUUUCUGAGGUGUAGUCUCCCUAAACUCGCCUCUCGAGCGUUUAAAUAUAUUCUGUUAGAUGUUUUGGGGGAAAAAAUGAGGAUUGUAAUAAUAAUAAUAUACGUUAAUUGAAGCUCCGCCUUAGGGGCUUUUCAGCCACAAUGUAGACUAACUAAGCACUUGAAAAUCUUCACUGGCUGAGGGCAGCCGUGGAGUUGAACAAGGGGCAACCGAGAACAAAUGAUUAAAAAGGAUUACAGAAAUCCAGCGAGGCAUUACAUCGCAAAUACGUUCUUAAAACUUAACAGAAAAAAUGAUCGAUAGUAAUUUCCGUGUCAAUAAAUGGGGUGUGAUUGGUCUUUGUCAUACUGCGACGCGGUAGAAGGAGCUCUUUUGAUAAAAGCCACCAUUUAGCUUUCUGAAGAUUACCACUUUUCCCCUCGUAUCAGUGCGUCUACAGCCGUUAUUCUUUUUUUAAUGUUUAAAGAUCGUAUUAAUUGAGACAGCGCCGCUAAAACAAAUCUUGGCUUUGAAGAAACCUUUUGAAAAGAAUCGAUACUAAAAGACGGAGAAAAACGGUGUAAAUUCGAGACUAAUUUUGCAUGACCCUCGUAUUUUGGAGAGGCCAUACGCAACCCUUAACAUGUUUUUUUUUUUGUCUUACUUGGAUAAGUCAGCUGAACUAAAACAAUUUACAAGGACUAUAAAUCUCCUUGAUAUUUUAACAGGCAUUUACUUCAGUUAAGAUACUACAAUGUUCUCCUCAAUUGCUUAAUCUGUAACCUGUGAGGUAAUUCGAUAGAUGACCCUUUGGUGGAUAAAAAGACGACUUUUUUUCUGGGGAAGUAAUUUUAUGAGUGGUACAAAAUCAGCAGGUAUAAAACGCAGACAACCUGCUAUAAAAAAACCGAUUUAUUAAAAGAAAAAAUUAGAAGUGGAAGUUUGGAGGGGAAAAUUUGUACUUAAAGAAAUUCCAGCGCGAUUGAAUAACCAGACGGAAGUGAUACGGAACAAAACCGCGCCCUUUACUCUCAUGAAAUGCGAACACAAACCAACAACCACAGUAGAUAUAAGAGAAAGGAAACGUCGACUUCCAAAAUAAUCCAGAGGGGUUAACCGAAAAAGCCAAACAUGAUAUAUCUCUAACUUAUUAAGACUACGUUGUUGUCUUUUUGACUUUUUCUUAGGGGAUUAUAUCUUAUUUUCCGAUUAUUUUCUAGAUUAAUUUUCAAUUUAGUUUAGUUCGAUAUCUCCAGCAGACUCACUUUGUACGAUAUACAAGUUUUACAAACAACUGUAUUUCCAAGAAAUUUUAAUCAAGAUCACAAAUACGAUACAUUUAAUAAAGUAAGGUCCAGUUUGGAAGAUACAUUGUGUACUAAUCAGUAAAA